This is a messenger RNA of Glycine soja, 2065 nucleotides long. RefSeq names its product allene oxide synthase 1, chloroplastic-like. Lineage: Eukaryota; Viridiplantae; Streptophyta; Magnoliopsida; Fabales; Fabaceae. Gene Ontology annotation, biological process: jasmonic acid biosynthetic process; sterol metabolic process. Gene Ontology annotation, cellular component: chloroplast envelope; chloroplast thylakoid membrane. The record is from RefSeq and is a predicted model, not a curated record. The transcript has a single exon. Gene Ontology annotation, molecular function: iron ion binding; heme binding; oxidoreductase activity, acting on paired donors, with incorporation or reduction of molecular oxygen. The coding region runs from base 209 to 1774 and encodes 521 amino acids.
GCAAAAAUCACGACUGAGGUUUUCUAUUUUCAGAAGUCAUCUACCAUUAUUUAAUGCCAAAAAGUUCAGAAUAGUCACUCCUCUAGCAAUAUAUAAAAAACACCAUUGCUAUAAUAGAACUGUUGUCAUCUUAAAAUCCUUCUUCCUCGUAUACUAUAUAUUGUUGUUCUUGCAUUUAAUUAAAGUGUGAUCAGAUCACACAAAUUAAAUGACAUCAAUUACCUCUGCAUCCCUUCCUUUGCUGCAACUCCAAUCUUCAUUGAAGAGAAAACCCUGCAACUUGAAGAGCUCCACCACCAUGCGUCGUUUUACAACCAAAGCCUCAGCCUCUGAAACGACGUCGGCGGCUGCGCCAGCGCCCGAGCCCAGCAAGCUUCCCAUGCGAAAGAUCCCAGGAGAUUACGGUCUCCCUUUCAUAGGACCCAUCAAAGACCGCCUUGACUUCUUCUACAACCAAGGGCGCGACAACUUCUUCCAAUCCCGCGCCCAAAAAUACAACUCCACCGUGUUCCGCGCCAACAUGCCCCCCGGCCCCUUCAUCGCCUCCAAUCCAAACGUCAUCGUUUUGCUCGACGCCAAAAGCUUCCCUGUCCUUUUCGACGUCAGCAAAGUCGAAAAGCGUGACGUCUUCACCGGCACCUUCAUGCCCUCCACCCAACUCACCGGCGGUUACCGAAUCCUCUCCUACCUGGACCCCUCCGAACCCAGACACGAACAACUCAAGCGCCUCUUGUUCUUCCUCCUCAAAUCCCGAAGCAGCCACGUCAUCCCCGAGUUUCAUUCAAGCUACACAACCCUCUUUGAAACCCUGGAGAAUGAGCUUGCUAAGGAAGGCAAGGCUAGCUUCCAAACCGCCAACGACCAAGCUGCGUUUAACUUCCUCGCUCGCGCGCUUUAUGGCACCAACCCCUCCGACACAAACCUCGGACGCGACGGCCCAAGCAUAAUCCAAACAUGGCUUUUGUUCCAGCUCGGCCCAAUUAUGACCUUGGGCCUUCCAAAAUUCCUGGAAGAUCCCACUCUUCACACCUUCCGCAUCCCUCCUUUUCUGAUAAAAAAAGAUUACAAGAGACUCUACGAUUUCUUCUACGAGUCCUCCGGGUUCGCGCUUGACGAAGCGGUGCGUUUAGGAGUUCCCAGAGAAGAAGCGUGCCACAACCUUUUAUUCGCCACGUGCUUUAAUUCCUUCGGGGGAAUGAAGAUAUUCUUCCCCACUAUUCUGAAAUGGGUUGGGCGUGCGGGGGUGAAACUUCACGCUAGGUUGGCGGAGGAAGUGAGGGCCGCCGUUAAGUCAAACGGCGGGAAGGUGACGAUGGCGUCGAUGGAGGAAAUGCCGUUGAUGAAGUCGGUGGUUUACGAGGCGUUUCGGAUAGAGCCGCCAGUGCCGCUGCAGUACGGGAGGGCGAAGAAGGAGUUGGUGAUUGAGAGCCACGAGAAUGCGUUCGUGGUGAAGGAAGGGGAGAUGCUGUUCGGGUUUCAGCCGUUUGCGACAAAGGAUCCGAAGAUAUUUGAGAAUGCGGAGGAAUUUGUGGCGGAUCGGUUUGUGGGGGAGGGAGAGAAGUUGCUCAAACACGUGCUUUGGUCCAAUGGGCCUGAGACCGAGGGACCCACCCUUGGGAACAAGCAAUGUGCAGGGAAGGAUUUUGUGGUGUUGUUCUCUCGGCUUCUGGUGGUGGAGUUCUUUCUUCAUUAUGAUUCCUUUGAUGUCCAAGUGGGGAAUUCAUCUUUGGGUUCUUCCCUUACCUUCACCUCCCUCAAGAAAGCAAGCUAUUAGAUAUUAUUAACUUUGCAUGAGCUUUCAAUAUUCAUAUUUUUAAACAUUUUGAUUAAUACUUAUGUAUACUAGUUUCUAUCUUUUUAUCAUGUUAUUGUGUUAUUGUACUUGUAAUGUACAUUUGUUUAGAACUGGGUGUUUCUUAUUUGGUACGAGAGAGAAGAGCAUGGAAAAUAGAGAAUAAGACUUUAGCCAUUUACCCAUUUCCAGACUCAUAUUGACCAUACAUGCCGGGGUUCAACUGUUCAACUUGAAAUUAACUUCUUAUAAAAGUUUGGUUUUCUCUCUAAA